This is a messenger RNA of Colossoma macropomum (tambaqui), 3841 nucleotides long. RefSeq names its product TANK-binding kinase 1 (gene tbk1). Gene Ontology annotation, cellular component: cytoplasm. Gene Ontology annotation, biological process: peptidyl-serine phosphorylation. The record is from RefSeq and is a predicted model, not a curated record. NCBI's taxonomy places the organism in Eukaryota, Metazoa, Chordata, Actinopteri, Characiformes, Serrasalmidae. The coding region runs from base 985 to 3168 and encodes 727 amino acids. Gene Ontology annotation, molecular function: protein serine/threonine kinase activity; ATP binding. The transcript has 22 exons.
AUAAACAAAAUAAUACUCUUGAUAAAAUGACGGGUUUUCACACAGACUCUGACUUUUAGUGUUUGUGUAUAUACGCACGACAUAUAUGACCGAUUAAGCGCUGAGAUAACCCAAUAAACACUUUCCGAAGAAACGACCAUGCAAACAUGACAAAAUACCAAUGAAAGGGAGCUGACGAUAUAAAUACGAAACAACUUGGAGAGCUACUCGAGUUUUAAUGUCGCUAUUUAUCAUAAACGGUAUAAUUUCUUACAAAUGCGGGAGCAUUUACAGUUGAGACAAACAGUCUCACUGACAGCGAAAGGCAAGGUUUCGUUUCGUUUUCGUAUUACGGAGAGUUAAACGAAAACUACUAGUCCGUACGAGAUAACCGUCUAUACGUCCGUGUUUUUUUAUUAAUCGUGUCUGCACAUUGCUGCCCGAGUGUCAGAGCGAGGCCGAGCUGAUAUCGCGAUAUCUCUGAGUUUUUAGUAGAAUUAUGUUGGUUAGGGUGGGAAUUUCCCACAUCCGUGACGUCACAUCGAAACACGGUUCCUCAGUUUGAGUGAUAUGGUUGUAAUGAUUUGACACUUAAAUGACCAGUACAGUAUCUGAAUACAGCAAUAUUAUUUACAUUUCAUGAGAGACCAGUUAAUAUCUUCGUACGAACGAGUUUGCUGUCACUAAUCGUGUCAAAGUGAAGACUGGGCCGCUGUAGCUAAAUCUACCAUGGAUACGUCAAACACGUUAUCUGGGUUUUGCUUUCAAAACCGAAACUUUCGGCGUUUCAGAUGAGACAUAAACGCUGCUUCUUCUAGCGAUCUAGUUACAGUCAGUGGAUGGCACUCACAUCCAUACUGCCUACUACAAAACAUUAAUGUCAAGAUAAAAAGAUGCUGGAUGUACUAAGAAGUUCCACUGCAGUUCUGUAGGGAACUCAGUACUUGAGGAGUUUUUGGAUCUGAUACUUUUCUCUAGUUAUUUUUUGGUACCUUUGAAGCCAUCAUGCAGAGCACAGCUAACUACCUGUGGCUGAUCUCAGACCUGCUGGGCCAGGGUGCCACAGCCAACGUGUACCGUGGCAGGCAUAAGAAAACGGGUGACCUCUAUGCCGUCAAAGUGUUCAAUAACCUGAGCUUCCUGCGGCCUCUGGACGUGCAAAUGAGAGAGUUUGAGGUGCUGAAGAAGCUCAAUCACAAGAACAUUGUCAAACUCUUCGCUGUGGAGGAGGAGUCAAACUCACGUCACAAGGUGCUGGUUAUGGAAUACUGUCCAUAUGGCAGUCUCUACACCGUUCUGGAGGAGCCAUCUAACGCUUACGGACUGCCCGAAGAUGAGUUCCUCAUUGUGCUACAGGAUGUUGUGGCCGGGAUGAACCACCUGCGGGAGUAUGGAAUAGUGCACAGAGACAUUAAGCCAGGGAACAUCAUGCGUGUGAUAGGUGAAGAUGGACGCUCGGUCUACAAGCUGACAGAUUUUGGGGCAGCGAGAGAGUUGGAAGAUGAUGAACAGUUUGUGUCACUAUAUGGGACAGAGGAGUACUUGCACCCAGACAUGUACGAGCGGGCGGUGUUGAGGAAAGACCACCAGAAAAAGUACGGAGCUACAGUAGACCUCUGGAGCAUCGGCGUCACGUUCUACCACGCUGCCACUGGCAGUCUGCCCUUCAGACCUUUUGAAGGACCACGCAGGAACAAGGAAGUCAUGUAUAAGAUCAUUACAGAGAAACCAUCAGGGGCCAUCUCAGGACACCAGAAGUUUGAGAAUGGCAAGAUUGAGUGGAGCACAGAGAUGCCAGUGUCCUGCAGCCUCUCUAAAGGCCUACAAAGUCUGCUAACACCUGUGCUUGCGAACAUAUUGGAGGCUGACCAGGAGAAAUGCUGGGGCUUUGACCAGUUCUUUGCUGAGACCAGUGACAUUCUGCACCGCACUGUGGUGUAUGUCUUCAGUCUGCAGCAAGCCACGUUACACCACGUCUACAUCCACACAUACAACACAGCUACACUCUUUCAGGAGUUGCUCUUCAGACGAACCAACAUCAGUCCUCCCAGCCAGGAGCUGCUGUACGAGGGCAGGCGUCUAAUCCUGGACCCCAACAGGCAGGCACAAACAUUCCCCCGAACCACCAGGGAUAAUCCCAUCAUGCUUCUUAGCAGAGAACUCGUCACUACUGUUGGCCUCAUCUUUGAAGACCCGAGCCCUCCCAAAGUACAGCCGCGCUACGACCUGGACCUGGACGCCAGCUAUGCUAAAACGUUUGCAGGUGAUGUGGGCCACCUGUGGAAGACCUCAGAGUCAUUACUCGUCUAUCAGGAGCUGGUGAGGAAAGGAGUAAGGGGUCUCAUAGAGCUGAUGAAAGAGGACUUCAAUGAGACGGCGCAUAAGAAAGCAGAGGUUUUCCACAUGUGUAACCACUGCAACCAGACACUGGAGAAGACUGAACAGUUGUGUGAAGUGUUAAUGCAAGGAAACAUGUUACCAACAGAAUAUGAUGAAAUCUCAGACCUGCGCAAGAAAGCCAUGCGACUGUCUGGGUCGCUGGGUUCCCUGGAUCAGUCCAUGCAAGACAUCAAAAACAAGUUCCUUCCUGGAGGAAUACUGACAGAGACGUGGACACAGCAAGUGGGCACACACCCUGAAGACAGAAACGUGGAGAAAAUAAAAGUUCUCCUUGAUGCCAUUACAGCCAUUUAUCAGCAGUUCAAGAAAGACAAAGCUGAAAGACGUCUGCCUUACAAUGAAGAACAAAUCCACAAAUUUGACAAGCAGAAGCUGGUUUACCAUGCCACCAAAGCACGUGCCCUGUUCACAGAUGAGUGUGCAAUGAAGUACCGUCUCUUCAUCUCCAAGAGCGAGGAAUGGAUGAGGAAGGUGCAUCAUGUUAGAAAACAGCUGCUAUCACUGUCUGCCCAGUUCAUCAACAUGGAACAGGAAGUGACCUUGAUCAUUCAGCGCGUGUAUAAGUUUCUGGAACAGCUGCCACAGAAGGUCAUUCCCAUGGCAUCAAGUGGUAUCAAGCCUCAGGCCUACCUCAGCCAGAGCACUCUAGUGGAGAUGACCCUGGGGAUGAAGAAACUGAAAGAGGAGAUGGAGGGCGUUGUCAAAGAGCUGGCAGAGAACAAUCUCUUUCUGGAGAGGUUUGGCACAUUGACAGUAGACAGUGGACUGAGAAAAGUGGACCGAAUCUGAGAGAACUGGACAGCUGUGAUGAGCCAACACUCCUUAAGGCCAAGGUUCCUGUCUGGAAGCGAGCUGUAUAUAUGCUAUAUAGUGUAAAUGUAAAUACUGAUAUAGACAUUUAGAUUUUUUUUUCCAUCAACUUCGCAUUUCUUAAUUAUGUAUAACUCAAAUAGGAGCUGCCUGCUUUUAAGCCUGAAUUAUAUCUUUACUGAUUAUCUAUUAAUGUUCAGAUCAUGCUUCUUUUCUGUUUUAUCUAUUUCCUCUUCAUUUUUGUAAGCAGACAACAUAAGACCUCUAGAGAAUUAAACUCUACUGUAUUCAUCUUUAAUUAUUGCACAUGAUCACCAUUUUAAACUGCAGACCUGCCAUGGCUUUAUUAACAUGUAUCUCCAUGGAGCUGGCAUUAAAUGAAACAAGAGUGUCCCACAUUAUGUGAAGGUUUGAGAUACGGCUGCGAAUCAGGAGCUGAGGCUGCUUAUAAAGCCACAGAUUUUGUAACUAGGUUGACCAUUACACUUGACCAGUACUGUUAUCCAAAGCGAUGCACAAUGAGAUCUCGCCAUUGUCGGAUUUAGAAUGAAGAUGCAUAGUUUACUUUUGCCUUUUUUUCUACAUGAUGACAGGUACAACAAAGCUAGGGUUUCCUUCUUGAUUUAAGAUGCACAUUAAACAGUUAAAUGUG